Candida tropicalis MYA-3404 is the source of this 1269-nucleotide messenger RNA. RefSeq names its product pepsin-like aspartic protease. Gene Ontology annotation, biological process: proteolysis. The transcript has a single exon. The coding region runs from base 1 to 1269 and encodes 422 amino acids. Gene Ontology annotation, molecular function: aspartic-type endopeptidase activity. The record is from RefSeq and is a predicted model, not a curated record. NCBI's taxonomy places the organism in Eukaryota, Fungi, Ascomycota, Pichiomycetes, Serinales, Debaryomycetaceae.
AUGGUUUGGGUUAUUGGUUUAAUGAAGCAAGUCUUUAUAAGCAUUGUAUUUGGGUUAACAGUUGAAGGACUUGCUAUUUCCAAGCUCAACGAUCGUGGUGCUGCCCCUGGACUCAUGGGAAAUUUCUUCGACAAGAGAAGCACUCCUGGUGUCCUUAGUUUAGAGCUUUAUGUUAACAGGAAUCAUGAUGAUAGUAAUUUCACUAUUGGUCCCCACUUUGUUGUUAAUGAAUAUUCUAAGAGAGAUGAUUAUAUUAGUGUUGAAUUAUACAAUGAGCAAGUUACUUACUCUGCAAAUAUCACCGUUGGAUCAAAUAGUCAGAAGCAGAAUGUUAUUGUUGAUACCGGAUCCUCUGAUUUAUGGGUUGUUGAUUCCAGUGCAAAUUGUCAAGAGAAAUCCGGAUACUCCUCUGAUUAUUGCUUCAGUGGGGGCACAUACGAUCCAUCAAGUUCUUCCACAAUCCAAGAGUUGGGUAAAUCUUUCAACAUUAGAUAUGGAGAUGGUUCUUCUUCUAGUGGUACCUGGGUCAAAGACACAGUUGGAAUCAAUGGUGCAAUUAUUUUAAACCAACAGUUUGGUGAUGUGAACUCAACUUCUGUGUCACAAGGUAUAUUGGGUAUUGGCUUGGAUACCAAUGAGUCAACUGAUACCAUCUAUGAAAAUUUUCCAAUCAAUUUAAAAGAACAAGGAUUUAUUAAUACUAAUGCCUAUUCUUUAUAUUUGAAUGCUCCUUCAGCUACCAGUGGUACUAUUAUUUUUGGAGGCAUUGAUCAUGCCAAGUAUACCGGAUCAUUAACUACAUUGCCUCUCACAUCAAAUCGAGAAUUUACAAUCCAAACCAAUUCAGCCACAGUCGGUACUAGCACUAUUGAUAUCAAUACUGGUCUAUUGUUGGACUCUGGGACCACAUUAACCUAUCUUCCACAAAGUGUCGUAGAUAGCAUUGCUAAUGCUAUUGGAGGAGAUAUUACUUACAAUAGACCGAUUGGUGCUUAUAUUUGGUCAUGCAAUAGAAAUGGUAAAGUAACUUAUAAUUUUCCACAGGGAUUAAAUAUAGAUAUUCCUUAUUCUGAUUUAGCUGUUCCGUUAUAUUAUUCUAAUGGUGCCGUUGCUGGUUUCUGUGCUUUGGGUAUCUUGUAUGGUGAGAACUUCAAUAUUUUGGGUGACAAUUUCUUAAGACAUGCCUACGUGGUUUAUAACUUAGAUGCACUCACUAUUAGUUUGGCUCCUGUAGUAUACACAUCUGAUUCUAAUGUCACUAUUGUUUAG